Molecule: messenger RNA, 1167 nt
Organism: Brettanomyces nanus
Lineage: Eukaryota; Fungi; Ascomycota; Pichiomycetes; Pichiales; Pichiaceae
Exons: 1
Coding region: 1-1167 (388 amino acids)
Cellular component (GO): nucleus
Molecular function (GO): metal ion binding
Source: RefSeq, a predicted model, not a curated record
AUGAACAAAGAGCAGCAGUUACAGCAAGAUUUAGUGAAAUUGAAAGAUGGUAUUAACAGCAAACGUCAAGAAAUCAAUAAACAAUUGAAGUUAAGACAGCAAGAACUUAGUAAGCAACAGGAUAUAUUGAGGGAACGUCUGAGUGGCCACACGGCACCUAAAUCAACGAUAUCCAAACGGAAGAGGAUCAGCAAUAGUGAGAAACCCUCUGCAGCAUCCUUAUCAUCGAGCAAAAAGGCACAAAUAGAAAUUCGCAAAUUGAAAGCCUUGGGAAAGGCUAAGAAAGCACUCUUCAAGUACAUUUACCAAAACAGAAUCAAGUACAAUUACAAAAAUCGCAUACUAAUAAAAGGGCUGAAGUAUGUGCCAAUUCAUGGCCUAAAUUCUUUAGCGCUUACGUCAACUGAAAAUGAAGAUACACACAAAGAGCUUACUAGCAUUGAUGAUUUAGAUUUAUGGGUCUCUUAUCAAGGUAAGAACUACGUUAAGGAUUAUAGUGGGAAAUACAAUUUACAGUCUAGAGAUUGGAUUAUGAACCCCCCUAGCGAAGACUGUAUCUAUUAUAUGAGGGCAGGACACUGUGAGAAUCGUAAAUGUAAGUAUUUGCACGAUCCAGAUCAUGUGGCUCUAUGCCCUAAUAUCUUGCUCUCGCAAAGAAGAUGUACGAAGAGUCAUUGCUGUAUGUCACAUAAACCAUCACAAUUCAAUGCUCCUUCGUGUAAUUUUUUUCAGGAAGGUUCAUGCACAAAUGUUAAUUGCAUAUACUCUCACAAAUUAGAAAAUGGGUCUGACAUUGCCAUUUGCAGGCCGUUCUCCAUGAAUGGUUACUGUAAAAUGGGUAGAAAGUGUACUUACAGACAUUUUUUUGACUGUCCGGAUUUACAAGAAUAUGGUUAUUGUAUAAGAGGCAGGGGCUGUCAUUUAAACCAUUCAUUUUUACUCAAGACUGGCCAAGAAUCCCUCGAACCGAUUAGAAAUACCGAUAACGACGAUGUCGUCGUUUAUUUCGAUGAUAAUAAGGAUCUCGAUAACCCUACAGAUUCUUUGGGUGAUGUCAUGCUACGUACAUUAAGUACAUCUGACCUCAGCUCUAAAGACGGUGAUCAUAUCCAACAAGAUCAGGUGGACACCAAUUUUUCUACCAACGCUGACUUUGUCUCUCUUUAA